CUACUGAAAAAACCAGAAGGGGUGAAGAGGCAAAUUCAAUUAAAAUCCAAAAAUUUAAAGAAGAAAAAACCCCAAAUUAAACAGAAAUCUCUGCCUCUUGGUACAUUAUUUUCUCUGUUUCCGUUAUAAAUCUCUGCAAUUUUUCACUAAACGCCAUUUUUCCAGACUUGCAAAAUACCCUGUUUCUUAUUCAAAAGAAAAAUGGUGGAUCCUGACGUUGGUGGCGGUUCUGGCGGUGGAGACGGCGGUGGGAGGCCUUCCCUGCCAUUGCCGUCCAAAACAAAGUUGACAGAACCCAGCAAAAAUCUAGAAGAAGCUGAGAACGAGCUUGAUCGAGCCAAAGAAGAAGUGACUGACCUGAAAAAAGAGGAAAAGGCAGUGACUUUUUCCAAAGGCAGAAACUUUGACCGGUCAUCCUCUUCCUCUUCCUCCACCGCUCCGCCGAACCCAGCGGCCGAAUUGCUAAAGGUGAAAGAAGAAACUGUAGAUGUUGUGGUUGUGGACAAUGACUUAGAGGGUGGAGAUCAUUGCAAGACCAUCAACGCGGGCGGUGGCGGUGGUGAUUUUGGGUCGCUUUCUUCGUCUUCUUCCAUGGAGCUGCCUAAACCCAUGGAGGGUUUGCGCGAGGCGGGACCACCGCCGUUCUUGAACAAGACUUUUCAGAUGGUGGACGACCCGGAAACCGAUUCGAUUGUUUCGUGGAGUGAUGCUCGGCAGAGCUUCAUUGUUUGGGAUUUGUACGAAUUCUCCAGGACUCUGCUGCCCAAACACUUCAAGCACAACAAUUUCUCAAGCUUCAUUCGCCAGCUCAACACUUAUGGGUUCACAAAGGUUGAUCCGGACAGGUGGGAGUUUGCAAAUGAAAGGUUUCAGGGAGGGAAGAGGCACUUGCUGAAGAACAUCAAGAGAAGACGCAGAUACAACAAGAAGCCGAAUGUGGUCUCUGCCGAUUACCCCAAACCCGGGUUGGAAGCCGAAAUUGAGUCCCUAAAGAAAGACCAGGACUUUUUGAGAUUGGAAAUCUUGAAUCUCAGGCAACAGCAAAAGUACUCGCAGCAUCAACUAACUGCGUUUCAACAACAAAUUCGUAGUUCUUUGUGUAAGCAGCAAAGGAUGCUCUUUUUCCUCACCAAAACCGCUGUGAAUCCCAUCUCUGUGGAGCAGCUAAUGCAGAAGAGAAUGAUAAAGAGAGAGCUGGACGGUGGUGUUCUAGGCAAGAGAAGGAGAUUGCCUCCGGCCCAAGGCAUUGAAAGCUUUGAUGAGUGGAUAAAUGACAGUCUCAGUUUUGAUUGUAGAAAUCAAGUUCAGGAAGAACCAGUGCCUAUGCAAACUGCGCUUGCUGAACAAAUCUCAGAGGGAAUCACUUCCCAACGAAAUGGAACCCCAUUAUCAUCUCCCAUGGUUGAUAAAUCAUGUAAUGCAGGUCAAGGUCUACAUCCCCGUUUCAUGGCCGGAACAAGCAGCUCGGAGGAUGUGCCCUCUGCUUAUGAUGACAUGUCCGAUAAAUUUCUGGAAGAAAAUAUAGUUUCCAAUGAUGAAUGUGCACUGAACGACUCCAGUUUUUACCAAGAAUUGGAGGAUUUGAUUGCCGAGCCGUGCGAUUGGAGUGCAUAUGUGAGUCACUCCUUGGUGGAGCAAGCUGGUUGCAUUGGCUGAAUGCCUUGAAUUUCACAGGGAGAAUCUAUCUUCUCUUCAAUGUUAUUGUGUUUGUGCCGUGACUGCGGACGAAUAUAAUCUGCUUUGGGUUUUUCGCUUCUACAGUAGGAAUUGGAGAAUGAAGAUGCAACCACAGGUGAAUCAUGAACUCCUUAAUCUUGUAAGUUUUGUAAAUAUUUCUCUCCGCUGUACUGAUAUUGCACAGCUUGGUUAAGAACGUAAACUCUGUAUAAUAUAAUUAUGUUCAUUCUGUCCGUA
Messenger RNA from Pyrus x bretschneideri (Chinese white pear), 1914 nucleotides. RefSeq names its product heat stress transcription factor A-2. The record is from RefSeq and is a predicted model, not a curated record. Bases 202 to 1656 code for a protein of 484 amino acids. Gene Ontology annotation, cellular component: nucleus. Gene Ontology annotation, biological process: regulation of transcription by RNA polymerase II. Gene Ontology annotation, molecular function: RNA polymerase II cis-regulatory region sequence-specific DNA binding; DNA-binding transcription factor activity. The transcript has 2 exons. NCBI's taxonomy places the organism in Eukaryota, Viridiplantae, Streptophyta, Magnoliopsida, Rosales, Rosaceae.